Messenger RNA from Mucor velutinosus, 273 nucleotides. RefSeq names its product 6-pyruvoyltetrahydropterin synthase. The record is from RefSeq and is a predicted model, not a curated record. The transcript has a single exon. Bases 1 to 273 code for a protein of 90 amino acids. Lineage: Eukaryota; Fungi; Mucoromycota; Mucoromycetes; Mucorales; Mucoraceae.
AUGGCUGCUACUAGACUCUCUGCUGGAAAGAUCGUUAAGCAUUUGAUUGCCAAGAAUGGACCUAUGACAACACAAAAGUUAUUUGAAUUUGUGCCAACAUACCCUAAACAAUUUGUGUCAAAAACACAUUUAAAGCAAAAAAUUUUAAGAUCUCUUGAAGGUGAAGGUGUUCUUUACAAGCAAGUUCACCGUGAAACUGCAGCAAGCAAGCCCAACUGGCAAUGGCAGUUCAGAAAUACAGAGAAUAUCGAAAAAUACAAGAAUGCAUUGUAA